GGGUAAUGAAAGCUGAGUGGAUGAGCUGACCAGAAAAGAAGAGAAAGGAGGGGAAAUAGAGCGAGAGACCUCUCUAAUCCCUCUCUUCAUGGCAACAUCUCUUCUUUUUCCCUCUCAUUCUCUCUCUACCUCCAACCAUCCUCUUCUUCCAAUUGCUUCCCUCUUCAGAAAUCGGAGAAGGGUUGAUUCAGUUAAGAAGAAAUUCAGAUUACUUGAGAAAACUCCAGUAUGCUUGUGCGCUCCUUCAAAUGCCACCUUGCAAAAUGGUAUUUUUUUCAGGAGGGACUUGAUGCUUUUUGGUUUCUCUUCUUCACUUGCUUUGAUCUUUCCACAGUCAGGGUUCAGUGCCACUGAAGAAGUGAAAAUGACUUCAAUGGUUGAUGACAUAAAUGCUUAUUCUUACUUGUACCCUGCAGAAUUGCCAUCUAGAAAGUUUGUCUUCAAAUGGUAGGCAUUUUAUGCAACUAAC
Molecule: messenger RNA, 469 nt
Organism: Camellia sinensis
Lineage: Eukaryota; Viridiplantae; Streptophyta; Magnoliopsida; Ericales; Theaceae
Source: RefSeq, a predicted model, not a curated record